Messenger RNA from Solanum dulcamara, 4276 nucleotides. Its product is annotated as pre-mRNA-splicing factor ATP-dependent RNA helicase DEAH1-like. The record is from RefSeq and is a predicted model, not a curated record. Gene Ontology annotation, cellular component: intracellular anatomical structure; catalytic step 2 spliceosome. Gene Ontology annotation, molecular function: RNA binding; ATP hydrolysis activity. Bases 728 to 3880 code for a protein of 1050 amino acids. The transcript has 27 exons. Lineage: Eukaryota; Viridiplantae; Streptophyta; Magnoliopsida; Solanales; Solanaceae.
AUCCAGCGAGCGACUAUAAAUGACAAUAUCGUCUAAGUAUACAACUACAAAGUCAUCAAGAUACUCAAACAACACAUUGUUCAUUAAGUUACAGAAAGUAGCCGGGGCAUUGGUUAGCCCAAACGGCAUUACAAGAAAUUCAUAAGACUCAUAUCUAGUUACACAAGUGGUCUUAGAUUCAUCCCCUUCCGCUAUUCUAACCUGCCAAUAGCCCGACCUAAGGUCUAGCUUGGUGAACCAACUAGCCUUGCUCAACCUAUCCAUAAGAUCUUGAACUAAGGGAACAGGAUAUUUAUUUUUCACUAUUACCUUGUUCAAUGCCCGGUAGUCCACGCACAUUCGCAACGUCCCAUCCUGCUUUUUUUGAAAUAGAACAGGAGCAUCAUAAGGAGCCUUAGACGGCUGAAUUAGGCCUGCAUCCAGCAACUCGUUCAAUUGCUUCCUUAAUUCAGUCAGUUUCUUUGGAGCCAUGCGAUAAGGUGCCUGCGCCGGAGCAAUUGAUCCUGGCAGCAACUUAAUCUUAUGGUCGAUGUCCGUCCUUGGUGGCAAAGUUAUGGGGAGUUCAGGGGCAUGGCAUCUUUGAACUCCUUCAAAACAUGUGCCACACAUUCAGGCACAACAAUUCGCACAUCAGGUUUUACCUCCACCAAGGCAGCAAGGAAGGUAUCUUCUCCACGCAUACAUUUGUUGAUGUCAAAGUUGCAGCAAAAUUCGGGCUAGUAAAAAAAUGGGGUCUGAAUUAAGGACGUGGGUUUCCGACAAAUUGAUGUCUCUCCUAGGGUACUCGCAGUCCACAGUUGUCUCUUAUGUUCUUAAUCUUGCUAAGAAAGCUUCAUCAGCUGCCAAUCUAUCAAAUCAGCUUGUAGAUGAUAUGGGUAUGUCAUCCUCCAGUGUAACAACAGUGUUUGCUCAAGAGAUUUUUUCCAGAGUUGAGCGCAAGACGACAGGGACAAAUCUGUAUCUACAACAAGAAAGGGAGGCUACAAUGUUGGCUAGGAAGCAAAAGACGUACACACUUUUGGAGGCUGAUGAUGAUGAUGACAAUAUUGCUGGUGUGGAAAGUAAUUCUGUCCCCUCUCAGAAUAGGAAAGAUGAUACACGCAAAAAGAAGUUUAGGAGGCGUGUUGAGACCCACGGGGAGGAAGAUGAUGAGGUGGUUAGGGAUGAGGAGCGAGAAAGACGGGUAAGGAGACGAACAUCCCAAGACCAAGAUGACAGUGACAACUCUGAGUCAGAAGAGGAACUACUUCGGGACCAAAGAGAGAGGGAGGAGUUGGAACGACAUAUCAAAGAGCGAGAUGCUGCAGGGACUAGAAAGUUGGCAGAGCCAAAAUUAACAAGGAAGGAGGAAGAAGAGGCAAUCAGGAGGUCUGAUGCAUUGGAGCGAGAUGACAUUGGACCUUUAAGGAAAGUUUCAAGGCAAGAAUACCUGAAGAAAAGGGAGCAGAAGAAGCUAGAGGAACUCCGAGACGAUUUAGAAGAUGAGCAAUACUUAUUUGAGGGAGUGAAGCUGACAGAAGCAGAGGAACGUGAACUAAGAUAUAAGAAGGAAAUAUAUGAACUAGUUAAGAAGCGAUCAGAAGAUAAUGAUGAAAUGGACGAGUAUAGAAUACCUGAUGCCUAUGAUCUUGAAGGUGGUGUAAAUCAGGAAAAGAGAUUUUCGGUGGCUUCGCAGCGAUACAGGGAUCCAGGUGCUGCUGAAAAGAUGAAUCCUUUUGCUGAACAAGAAGCAUGGGAGGAACAUCAGAUUGGGAAGGCGACGCUUAAAUUUGGUUCAAAAGAUAGAAAGUCAAGAUCUGAGGACUAUCAAUUUGUGUUUGAAGACCAAAUUGAGUUCAUAAAGGCAGCCGUAAUGGAUGGCGUUAAUGUUGACCAAGAGCCUUCCACUGAGUCAAUAGAGAAAACUAUGGCUAAAUCAGCAUAUGAAAAACUCCAGGAGGAUAGGAAGACCCUACCAAUGUAUCCCUACAGGGAUGAUUUGCUCCAAGCUAUUAAUGAUCAUCAGGUUCUUGUUAUUGUUGGAGAAACGGGCUCCGGGAAGACCACCCAGAUACCACAGUAUCUGCACGAGGCGGGAUAUACCAAACGUGGGAAGAUUGGAUGUACUCAACCUCGUCGAGUUGCUGCAAUGAGUGUUGCUGCGCGUGUUGCUCAAGAAAUGGGAGUCAAACUUGGCCAUGAGGUUGGCUAUUCUAUUCGGUUUGAAGACUGCACCUCUGAGAAUACGAUUCUGAAAUAUAUGACCGACGGGAUGCUGUUGAGAGAAUUCCUUGGUGAGCCUGAUCUAGCAAGCUAUAGUGUCAUUAUGGUCGACGAGGCACACGAAAGAACACUUUCAACGGACAUCUUGUUUGGCUUGGUUAAGGAUAUUUCUCGGUUUCGGCCUGAUCUGAAGUUGCUAAUAUCAAGUGCUACUCUAGAUGCCGAGAAGUUCAGUGAUUAUUUUGACUGUGCUCCAAUUUUUAAAAUUCCUGGAAGGCGGUUUCCAGUUGAGAUACACUAUACAAAAGCUCCAGAGGCCGAUUACUUGGAUGCAGCAGUAGUAACCGCUCUUCAGAUCCAUGUAACUCAACCCCCGGGUGAUGGUGACAUAUUAAUCUUUUUCACUGGGCAGGAAGAGAUUGAAACAGCGGAGGAGAUCAUCAAGCACCGGAUAAAGGGCCUGGGGACAAAAAUUGCUGAGCUGAUAAUUUGCCCAAUAUAUGCAAAUUUGCCAACAGAAUUACAAGCCAAGAUCUUUGAGCCCACUCCUGAAGGGGCUCGUAAGGUUGUCCUGGCUACAAAUAUUGCUGAAACAUCAUUGACAAUUGAUGGGAUUAAAUAUGUUAUUGAUCCGGGAUUUUCUAAGAUGAAGUCUUACAACCCUCGGACAGGAAUGGAGUCGUUACUGGUCGCUCCUAUAUCAAAGGCAUCUGCGAACCAACGUGCUGGUCGAUCUGGAAGAACAGGUCCUGGAAAAUGCUUUCGGUUAUACACUGCAUAUAAUUACAUGAAUGAUUUGGACGAUAACACAGUUCCAGAAAUACAAAGGACCAACCUUGCAAAUGUUGUGCUCUCUCUCAAGAGCCUUGGGAUUCAUGACUUGCUGAAUUUUGACUUCAUGGACCCCCCACCAGCAGAAGCUCUACUCAAAGCACUGGAAUUGCUCUUUGCCCUUAGUGCACUUAACAAGCUUGGCGAGUUGACUAAACUUGGUAGAAGAAUGGCUGAGUUUCCUCUAGAUCCCAUGCUGUCCAAGAUGAUUGCUGCCUCUGACAAGUACAAGUGUUCUGAUGAAAUAAUAAGUAUUGCUGCAAUGCUGUCUGUGGGGAAUUCAAUCUUUUAUCGUCCAAAGGACAAACAAGUCCACGCAGAUAAUGCACGGAUGAAUUUUCAUGUGGGAAAUGUGGGAGAUCAUAUCGCUCUGCUAAAGGUUUACAGUUCCUGGAAGGAAACAAACUUUUCAACUCAAUGGUGCUAUGAAAAUUAUAUCCAGGUCAGAAGCAUGAAGAGAGCAAGGGAUAUCCGAGAUCAAUUGGAAGGCCUGCUGGAAAGGGUGGAAAUUGAAUUGACUUCAAAUGAUAAUGACUAUGAAGCUAUAAAGAAGGCUAUAACAUCAGGAUUUUUCCCCCACUCUGCAAAACUACAAAAGAAUGGAUCUUAUCGAACUGUUAAACACCCCCAGACAGUUAACGUUCACCCCAGCUCAGGUUUAGCACAGGCGCUUCCCAGAUGGGUUGUUUACCAUGAGCUGGUCCUGACGACUAAGGAGUACAUGCGGCAGGUUACUGAGCUUAAACCAGAAUGGCUAGUAGAAAUAGCUCCUCACUACUAUCAGUUGAAAGAUGUCGAAGACUCUAGCUCAAAGAAAAUGCCUCGUGGAAGUGGCCGUGCAUCUUAAGCUCAUCCCCUAUUAUACUGGAUAUUUGCCCAUUAUAAUUUCGAAGGUGGAAGGAUUCUUCUAACUGAAGAAAUCCAUGGACAUUAACUGAUACAAUUAGAUAGCUGUAUAUACGAUUUUGUAGAUUCUUCAUUUAUGUAGAACAGAUUGAUGCCUGUAAUUCUCUGUAGGUGCCUCUUUCUGAUCACAUUAUGUUGUAAUUAAUAAACUGCACCUCCUUUUUAGUGAUUACUCGUUGUGUUAGCUAUAUAGUUGUGGUUAAGCCAUUUGUGUUUCCAAGAGGAUAAUAUGAUGAGUUUGGUAUGGUUUUUGAGUUGGCCAAGGAAAAUACUGGUAAUUACUGAAGAAAGGCCAACUAUAUAGAUGGCCCCUCAACUAAAAUUAGUUCAUAUUGAA